Messenger RNA from Fomitiporia mediterranea MF3/22, 258 nucleotides. RefSeq lists its product as uncharacterized. Lineage: Eukaryota; Fungi; Basidiomycota; Agaricomycetes; Hymenochaetales; Hymenochaetaceae. Bases 1 to 258 code for a protein of 85 amino acids. The record is from RefSeq and is a predicted model, not a curated record. The transcript has 2 exons.
AUGGCAAAAGGCAGUUAUUGGAUUAUUGAAGCAGACAUAGAUGAUAUUCCAGACUUCGGGUCUUCCACAUUGAUGCUGCCUCCCGUCGUCACUUCAGUUACAGAUUUUGACAUGGCCAUCGCUGGGAAGGAUGAAAGCUUCUUCAAUCGUGCAUUCGCCAAUAAUGACUGGGCACGAGAUGAGGAAGUAGUGGAUGAUGUGGUGCUGGAGGAAGUUGGAUGGGAUCUUGAUGUGGGUGAAACUGAUGCACAGCUUUGA